AUUCUAGUCCGAUUUCGAUUGCUUUGCUUGAAUUUCGUAGAUAUAGAAUGGACUGCAGUUUUUAUGUUUAAAUCCAAAUAAUAAAGCAAUUAAAAUGUUUACACGUUCAAGACUAUUUCUUUCAAAAGCGCUGCCUCUAAGAAAUGCAUUUAAAACAGAAUACCAGAAUGAAGCGAAGUUCUUAUACAGUGUUACUAAUACACGACAUCGAUCCACAACCCCUCUCAAUACCAUAGUGAUGUUUGUUCCGCAGCAGGAGGCAUGGAUCGUAGAGCGAAUGGGCAAAUUCCACAGAAUACUGGAGCCAGGUUUGAACCUGCUGUGGCCCAUAGUGGAUAAGAUCAAGUAUGUGCAGAGUCUGAAGGAAAUCGCAAUAGACGUGCCAAAACAGAGCGCCAUCACAUCAGACAAUGUCACUCUCAGCAUAGACGGUGUGCUGUACCUGAGAAUUAUUGAUCCAUAUUUAGCUUCAUACGGCGUAGAAGACCCCGAGUUUGCCAUAACACAGCUGGCUCAGACCACAAUGCGUUCCGAGUUGGGCCAGAUAUCCCUGGACAAAGUCUUCCGAGAGAGAGAAUCUCUUAAUGUCUCCAUAGUCCAUGCUAUCAACAAGGCCAGCGAAGCGUGGGGAAUUACGUGUUUGAGAUACGAGAUUCGUGAUAUCAAGCUGCCCUCGCGCGUCCACGAAGCCAUGCAGAUGCAAGUAGAAGCAGAGCGUCGCAAGCGGGCAGCCAUUUUAGAAUCCGAGGGAGUGCGGGCCGCCGACAUCAACGUCGCCGAGGGCAAGCGACAGGCGCGGAUACUUGCCUCUGAGGCGGAGAAGCAGGAGCAGAUCAACAAAGCGUCGGGCGAGGCGCAGGCCAUGCUGGCGGUGGCCGAGGCGCGCGCCAAGGGGCUGCGGCUCGUCGGCCAGGCGCUGGGGCAGAAGGACACCCGACACGCAGCAUCUCUAACGUUAGCUGAGCAAUACGUGGCCGCUUUCAACAGGCUCGCGCGCACAAACAACACACUCAUCCUGCCUGCUAACGCGGGAGACGUUUCCAACUUGGUCGCUCAGGCAAUGUCGAUCUACUCCACCGUGUCCCAGCACAACCUGCAGACCCCGCAAGAAAUCGCGGAGCCCUACGACGACCCGCUAGUCAAGCUCCAAGCCAUCGAGAAGGGUUCCGCACAACCCGCCCUCAACGAAGACAGCCUCGCGGAAUACUUCUCCGAUGACGAGGAGAGGGAAAAGGCCCUAGCGCAAAAGAAAGAGAAAGAACUAAAGCUAGAGAGGGAUACAUAAUUAGACGGUAGAUUGGCUUGUUAAUAAAUUUAUGUUAAUUUAUACAUGGUUUUUCUCUACCUCAAUAAAAGAUGGAUGGUGUAUAAAAGUAUAUUUGUAUAGUCAAUUUUCACUCAGCCGAUUUCCAGUCUUUCAAAGUACAAAAUUUUUAAACACAAUAAUAUUUUUAUUCUUUUUUGAUUUCUAUAACAACCCAAUAGGUGUAAUAACAUAGCAUAUAAUUACAAUAAUUAACAAAAUGU
This is a messenger RNA of Leguminivora glycinivorella, 1527 nucleotides long. It is a transcript of the gene Stoml2, whose product is annotated as stomatin-like protein 2, mitochondrial. Gene Ontology annotation, cellular component: membrane. NCBI's taxonomy places the organism in Eukaryota, Metazoa, Arthropoda, Insecta, Lepidoptera, Tortricidae. The transcript has 8 exons. The record is from RefSeq and is a predicted model, not a curated record. The coding region runs from base 95 to 1285 and encodes 396 amino acids.